GCAUCUCUAUAUAAUUUUAGUAUACAUUUUUUUAUUGUUUGAAAAGGAAAUAAAUAAUUACUAACUAGAACCUAAAGUAGGAAUAAUAGUCAUGUGAUCAAAUGUAAAACUAUGUGAAAGCAUGGUGUGAUUAUUUUCCUAGAAGUGAAAGUGGAACUCUGACAGUUUGGACCGGAAAAGGAAAAUGGCAUCUAAUUUUACGGAGGAGGAUUUCUCCUGUCCUGUGUGCUGUGACAUCUUCAAGGAUCCUGUUUUACUGCACUGCAGUCACAGUGUCUGUAAAGUGUGUCUGGAAAAGUUCUGGGAGGUCAAACAAGCAAGAGAAUGUCCUGUUUGCAGAAAAAGAUCAUUCAUGAAGGAUCCUCCCUUAAACUUGGCGUUAAAGAACCUGUGUGAGUCUUUCUUACAGGAGAGACGUCAGCAAGGUUCAUCAGUGUCUGAAACAAUCUGCAGUCUGCACAAUGAGAAACUCAAACUCUUCUGUCUGGAUGAUCAACAGCUGGUGUGUUUGGUGUGUCGAGAUUCAAGAAAACACAGCGACCACAAAUUCUGCCCCAUUGAUGAGGCAGCAACAGACUUUAAGGAGCAGCUCAAAACUGCACUGAAGCCCCUACUGGAGAAGCUGAAGAACAUUAAAGACUGUAAACUGAACUGGAGUCAGACUGCAAAACAUAUAAAGAGUCAAGCCCAACACACAGAGCAUCAGAUUAAGGAGCAGUUUGAGAAGCUUCACCAGUUUCUACAAGAUGAAGAGGCAGUCAGGAUCGCUGCACUGAAAGAGGAAGAGGAACAGAAGAGUCAGAUGAUGAAGGAAAAGAUUGAGAAGCUGAGCAGAGACAUAUCAUCUCUUUCAGACACAAUCAGAGCCAUAGAAGAGGAGAUGAGUGCUGGAGACAUCCCGUUCUUAAAAAACUACAAGGACACAGUGAAAAGAGCCCAGUGCACCCUGCAGCAUCCAGAGGAGCUUUCAGGAGCACUGAUCCAUGUGGCAAAACAUUUGGCCAACCUGAAGUUCAGAGUCUGGGAGAAGAUGCAGGACUCUGUCCAAUACACUCCUAUAACUCUGGACACCAACACUGCUCAUCCUAAACUCAUUGUAUCUGAUGAUCUGACCCAUGUGAGAUGCAGUGAUGGGAGACAAGAGCUUCCUGAUAAUCCAGAGAGAUUUGAUGGAUUACAAUGUAUCCUCGGCUCUGAGGGCUUUAACUCAGGCACACACUGCUGGGAUGUUCAAGUUGGAGACUGCACACUGUGGAUAGUGGGUGUGAUGACAGAAUCUGCUCAGAGAAAGAAAGAUAUAUUGAACAGAAGAGGAAUGUGGUAUGUGGUGUUUAAGAUCAGUGAGUAUAGAGCACGUUCUACACCACAACCGUCCACACCCCUCUCAAUAGCACAGAAAAUCCAGAGGAUCAGAGUGCACCUGGACUGGGAUGAAGGGACUGUGUCAUUCUCUGACCCUCUGACUAAUACACACCUAUGUACAUUCACACACAGAUUUACUGAGAAAUUGCUGCCACUUCUAUCUACUGCGUGUUUAAUGUCUCCCUUAAAAAUCCUCCCAUUUAAAUGCAAUGUAUGAGUGAAGUGUUAGAGCUGCAUCAGAGUAAAAUAUUUAAAUCCAAAUUGGAGGAAGGGUUUAGGAAUUACAGCUCUUGAGAGUAGCUACCCCCCCUUUUUCAAGGGACCAAAAGUAAUUGGACAAAAGCUGUUUCAUGGACAGUUGUAGGCUAUUUCUUCAUUAUUUUGUCAUCAAUUAAGCACGUAAAAUGUCUGAAGUUGAUUCCAAGUGUGGUAUUUGCACUUGGAAUCUGUUGCUGUGAACCUACAUCAUGCGUUCAAAGGAGCCGUCCAUGCAAGUCAAACAGGCCAUCAUUAGGCUUUAAAAACAAAACAAAUCCAUCAGAGAGCUAGCAGGAACAUUAGGAGUGGCCAGAUCAACAGUGUGGAACAUUCUGAGAAAAAAAAGAAUGCAAUAGUGAGCUAAACCCAUUCACAACAUUCAGCCAAGUGAAGGACACUCUCCAGGAGGUAGGCGUGUCAUUGUCAAAGUCUGCAAUCAAGAGAUGACUUCACAAGAGCAAAUACAGAGGGUUCACCACAAGGUGCAAACCAUUCAUAAGCCUCAAGAGCCUUCUAAAAAAGCCUGACCAGUUCUAGAAAAGCAUCCUUUGGACAGAUGAAACUAAGAUCAACCUUGAAGGCUUGGAACAGCUCGUGAUUCAAAGCAUACGUCAUCUGUAAAACAUAGUGGAGGCAGUGUAAUGGCAUGGGCAUGCAUGGCUUCUAGUGGCACUAGGUCACUGGUGUUUACUGAUGAUGUGACAGAAGACAGAAGCAGUCGGAUGAAUUCUGAAGUGUAUAGGAAUAUACUGUCUGCCCAGAUUAAGCCAAAUGCAGCAAAGCUGAUUGGAUGGCAUUUCACAGUACAGAUGGACAAUGAUCCAAAACACACUGCAAAAGCAACCCAGGAGUUUUUUAAGGAAAAGAAAUGGAAUAUUCUUCAAUGGCCAAGUCAAUCACCUGAUCUCAAACCGAUUGAACAUGCAUUUCACUUGCUGAAGGCACAACUAAAGACAGCUGAAGUUAAGACCUGGCAAAGCAUUAGAAAGGAGGAAACCUAGUCUCUGGUGAUGUCAUUGCCUGCAAAGGAUUUUCAACAAAAUAUUUAAAAAGAACAUUUUAUUUAUGAUUAUAUUCAUUUGUCCAAUUACAUUUGAGCACCUGAAAAUGGGGGGACUGUACAUAAAAAUGUUUGCAGUUCCUGAACCUUUUACUUGAUAUUUUUGUUUAACCGCUUGAAUUAAAGCUGAACGUCUGCUCUUCAAA
Tachysurus vachellii is the source of this 2826-nucleotide messenger RNA. RefSeq names its product zinc-binding protein A33-like. Gene Ontology annotation, molecular function: protein binding; zinc ion binding. The record is from RefSeq and is a predicted model, not a curated record. The coding region runs from base 185 to 1579 and encodes 464 amino acids. The transcript has 6 exons. Lineage: Eukaryota; Metazoa; Chordata; Actinopteri; Siluriformes; Bagridae.